AUGAGUUAUUCAGAGACAUGGAGUCCUUCGUUCUUAAAAACCGAGUGCCAGUCUGUUUAUGCAAAAAGAACAACAGAUCCGAAAGGAUAUGAACUGUACGAAAAUGAAGCGAACGAGUUUAGAAAGUUUAUUGUCGCGCUAGAGAUGUUAGAGGUGAAACAAUCGGGUAGAGAAUUAUGUGCGGGUGGGACUCAUCUUAUAAAUUUCAAGCAACGGAAAGAACUAUACAAGCAAUCAAAUCUGUGUGAUUGUUACAUGACGAAUAAUAAAGAAAGUUUUCUGAAUUGCCUCGCAGAAAAACGAAAGCAGUUGGUGGAUAUUAUAAAAAAAUAUUAA
Messenger RNA from Rhagoletis zephyria (snowberry fruit fly), 336 nucleotides. RefSeq lists its product as uncharacterized. NCBI's taxonomy places the organism in Eukaryota, Metazoa, Arthropoda, Insecta, Diptera, Tephritidae. The record is from RefSeq and is a predicted model, not a curated record.